UCAAGCCCAUUGUCUUUGGGCCACAGCCGUCUGGUUGUGUGAAAAAUCCAUGGCCCUUCCGCCUUGAUGCGGCUUCCGCGUUGCCCAGGAACAGCAGCGCUUUGUCAAUGCCUAGCGCUGCUGUCUGUGGCGGCGCUCGAAAUUAAGGACAACGAGCAUGAUCUCGUGCCUUCAGAGCCGGGGCCCCGCGGCGCGAAACUCAUGCGCCGCGAGGAGCCCACGGCGUGGCAGCCGUGUGGGGAGGUUUCACUGGCGGACUGCUGUCAUCAACGCGCCUUGCGCGUGAACGACGGCAAAGGCAACUGCAGAUGCGCAGAACAGCAGGCCGCUCCGGCGAAGUUGGCGCGGCUUUGCUCCUUGGAGUGGCAGAGCUGCCAGCAGAGGCCCAGCUGCUGUCAGAACCUGCCAGCCUCCAUGCUGGUGAGCUACGGCAACUCCUCGGGCUCCGCAUAUUCGGGCCACUGCGCCUGCGCGAACGCCGCCUGGGCCAACUGGAGCCAGCUGCAGCUGGAGCAGCGAUGUCUCGAGGUGUCCAGUUGCAUCUCACCAAGCUUCGCAGACAUCGAAAACCUCACGCGAGAGGUCGGGGACGGAACGCGCUGCCACGGCGCAGUGCGCUUCCAAAUUGCCGUGCCCAAGGGUACGCCCUGCCUCUUGCGGUUCCAGGUGCGACAGAACUCAGAACACAGCGCAGUGGAGGUUCAGCUUGGGCCCCACCGGGUGGCGCUGCCGGCGAAGGCUUCGCGCUGGACCUGGAUCGAGCGCAGCUUUGAGGCGCCCACCCGGGCCCUGGACUUGAUGAUCUCCCCAGAGGCGGGCGCCUGCACGGAGCUGCGCAAGGUGCACUUCGCCACCUGCCAGGACCACACUGCCGCAGCGUUAGCCUCGGAGGACCACACCACCGCUGUCUUGGCCUCUGAGGGAGAGAAGCCUCGGCUGGCCUUCAGCAGACAGGGCAUUGGUACACCGGGGGACAAGUCCGAGCAGGACGGACAGAGUUCGGAUGGUGAGAAGAGUUCGGAUGGCGAGAAGAGUUCAGGCGAGUCGCAAACGGCCAGCGCAAACUCUGCAUCCGACUCGGACAAGGAUCAAGACAUCAAGCAGCUGAAGGCUCAGGUGCAAAAGGAUGAAGAUAAGAUCACCGAGCUGGAGUACAAGACCAAGAAGGCUGAGAUCCAGAAGGAGGCCGCCGAGGAGGAGGCGGCUGAGCCGGCCGGGGGCAGCGUGCCCACCUGGCUGGCUGUGGUCACCGUCGGGCUUGUCUUCAUCACCGGGCCUCUGUUGAAGAUGAAGGCGAACAAAAGUGCGAAGGCCAAGGCAGAGGCAGCAGGGCCCAAAGCAGGGCCUAAAGCAGGGGCCAAAGCGGGGGCCAAGGCGCCAGCUGCGGCAAAAGCAAAGGCUGGAGCCCCCGCCGCUGGAGCGCCCGCAGCAAAGGGCAAGGCCAAGGCCAAGGGCAAAGGCAAAGGCGGUGGCAAGGGCCGGCCUAAGGAGGUGUCCGAAAUGGAGCUGAAGGCUGUCCUGAAGAUCCAGGCGGUGGCCCGGGGCUGGAAGGCGCGCUUGGACGUGCACCCACACGGGCCCAAGGACAAGUUUCGGACCCUGAACGAGGGGCAACAGAUCGCCAUCUCGCUGCAGAACGUCUCCAUGAAGAACCUGCCGGACGUCAACAUGCUGGGCGGCGUGGAUCCCUUCCUCGAGGCCCAGUCUGGCUUCGGCAAAGACCCCGAGUCGAAGGGGAAGACCAGCGUCUCCGCGGACAAGACGGCGCGUUCAGAGAUCAUCACGGGUGACAACAACCCCAAGUUCCAGAAGAGUGUGGACCUUACAAAGGUGUACAACAAGCCGGACCAGUGGUUGAACCUCCUGAUCUUCGACUCUGGCAGCACCGAAGACACCUUCAUCGGCAACAAGAGCCUCGCCGUGAACCAGCUGUUGACGGACAUCUCCACCUUCACCUUCGAAGCUCCGCCGCCGAGCAUGCCCCAGGAGCUGACGUUCCAGUCCACUUUGCCGACGAAGAAGGACAUCAAGGCCAAGUUCGAUGUCACCAUCUUCGAGGCGAUGAAGUUUGUCUUCGCGGUCAAGGAGGGCACGAAGUUCCCGCAGGUGGACCAAUUCGGCGGCAUCGACUCCUUCAUCGAGAUCCGCGCCACCCGAACAGAUGUCAGGAAGACCAACUUCUCCCUAGAGCCGGACCCCAAAUGCAUCUGGAGCGCCAAGACCAAUGUGCUCCCAGACACCACGUCGCCGAAAUACAACCAGGAGCUCAAGGCCACCUUGCCCGCCGACCCCAGCCUGCUGAUCCAAAUCAUUCUCUGGGACAGCAACGCGCCUAUGCCGGACUACCCUGUGGCGCAGCAUGUCAUGGAGAUCAGAGAGGAGAUCACUCACAAGCAAAACCUGCCUCCACUGGAGCACAUCAUCAAGUUUCAAAAGCUACCCGGUCAAGCUGUCGUGGCGGGCUACAACAAAGCCUCGCUGAAGUUCAGUCUGCAGACCAGCCUGGCGGAGCCUGGCAAGCCACCGCCCCCCAAGGCCAAGGCAGCGGCCAAGGCGGAGGCCAAGGCGGAGGCCAAGGCGCAGGCCAAGGCGGAGCCAGCGGCCCCACCGAAGGCGAAAGCCGCGGCCAAGGCGCCGCCCAAGGCCCCGGCCAAGGCGGCGGCCAAGGCGCCGGCUGGAGCUGCCAAAGGUCUCGCCAGUCCCAAGCCGGCGGUGAAGGCGGCGGUGAAGGCCAAAGCUGUGCCAGCCGCCUGAGACGAGUUUUACGCGGUGGCUUUUUAGAAGGGAAUCGAUUUCACUUCUGGACAUGUUUUUUUGUUAAAAGGCAAAUGGAAGCAGGGAAUCCGACUUGGCGCAAGACAACCCCUGUCAGAAUCCAGAUUGUUGGCCAUCCCAUGGCCCUCUUCGGACAAGAUUUUGACAGAGGGUCGCCGCGGGUUGCCGUACAUAUGCGGGCCAUGGUCGUUUCCUGUUUGCGGAAGCGCAGAGAUGGAAGCGCCUCACUUGAGAAGCACGGUGUCAA
Effrenium voratum is the source of this 3022-nucleotide messenger RNA. The record is from the annotation of a GenBank genome assembly. NCBI's taxonomy places the organism in Eukaryota, Dinophyceae, Suessiales, Symbiodiniaceae.